CAUAACUUCGGAUAUAAUAACACUUUGAAGACUCGUUUGCUUUGCGUUCUCACAGAAAAUGGACACCAAAUCAGACGAAACACACAUUCACUGCAUUCGCCACAACUCUUGCGCGCAGUCGCCGACCAAUACGACCACUCAUUGGCCAACAAUGAUGUCAUUCUAUUCACUCAUUGGUCACUAAAGGCAAUCGAAGAUUUAAAUGAGGAAACAGACGUCGUUAGCGCCGGCAUUACAUUCCACGGCUUUUCUGUCAUUAAAGAUUCAAAUCCUAUUAAAAAUACACUCAAUGUUUGCGAAAAAUUAUUCUCGUCUCUGAUUUCUGGAGUGGUGGUCGAGGACAGGGCGCCCUCAGACUCUAUCACAUACACCACAACCUAUCAUAACAUACCGACAAUUGGUAUUACUAAUCGCGAGGCCAUACUAUCGGACAAAAGUAUUUACCCAACUUAUGGCCGAACUGUGGCCUCGUUAUCAAAUCAAGCGGACGUUUGGGUGGAAAUUCUGAACCACUUUAACUUCAAUUGUGUUGUAUUCAUACACAGCAACGAUAUUAACGGACGACGGGUUCAGAAGAGGUUCGAAGUGUUGGCCGAUGUGUCCAACAUUAAGGUGGAGACAGUCAUUGAAUACGAGCCCUCAUUCCCUGAUAUAUCAAAACAAUUGGAGGAAACAAAGACCAGCUCUACGUGUCGUGUGUUUAUUGUUUACACCGAUUCUGAAGACUCGGAGGCGAUAUUUCAACAGAUCAUUCAUCUGAAUAUGAUUGACGCCGAAUAUGUUUGGAUUGUCUCAGAACAGGCCCUUAUGGCCAAGAAUAGGCCCACAGGACUGUUAGCCGUGAAGUUGCAAAAUGUGGACAAUAUUGAAGGACACAUCAGAGACAGUGUGUUCGUUAUGGGAUCCGCUAUAAGACAGAUGUAUUCUCGAUAUAAUAUUACAAAACCUCCGUCUGAUUGCAGAGAUUUGGGUCAAAACCAAUGGGAGAGCGGUUUAAAACUUUUUGAAAUCAUUAAAAAACAAACACUUUACUCGGGAAGGACUGGUCACGUGGUCUUUGAUGAGAGGGGCGACAGAAUUAAUUCCGAUUAUGAGAUAAUUAACGUGAAUAACGAUAAAAUCAAUGAAAUCGUUGGUCUCUAUCAUUACUCCGACAGCGAAUCCAAAAUGAAGUUCACUUUAAAUGAAAGCAAAAUAGUUUGGUCUGAAAACAGUCCUAAUAAGCCGUUUGGUUACGAAGUGCCCAAUCAUUUCAGAGUCGUUACAAUUAAUGAAAGACCAUUUGUAUGGGUCAGCGAAGCCGAUGCCGACGGCUAUUGUCUUCCGCAACAGAUUCCGUGUCCUCUCUAUAACUCGACGACUGGAACCGAACAUAAGUUGUGUUGUGAAGGCUAUUGUAUGGAUUUACUCAAGACUUUGGCUCUUGGGCUCAAUUUUACGUAUUCUUUACAUCAGGUCGAAGACGGACUGUACGGCGGCUUCUCUUUUGUUAAUAAUUCCGGGCGUAAAGUGUGGACCGGUUUAGUUGGCGAACUCUAUUAUAACAGAGCAGAUAUGGUUAUCGCGCCGCUAACCAUAAACCCGGAGCGCUCGCUGGCCAUAGAGUUUACGAAACCGUUUAAAUAUCAGGGAAUAACAAUCCUUCAGAAGAAACAGUCAAUCCAUAGACUCCGUCAUCCGUUGGCCUCAUUUCUGCAGCCCUUUCAGAACGGCCUUUGGGUGUCUGUGUUUGUGUCGGUACACGUGGUGGCGCUCGCCCUCUAUCUUCUGGACAGAUUCAGUCCAUUCGGAAGAUAUAAACUUCCAAAUUGUGAUGUGACCGAAGAGGACGCUCUGAACCUGUCGAGUGCCAUAUGGUUCGCGUGGGGAGUGCUUCUCAAUAGCGGUAUAGGAGAGGGAACGCCCAGAAGUUUUGGCGGUCGGGUAUUGGGUAUGGUGUGGGCGGGCUUUGCUAUGAUUGUGGUCGCCUCCUAUACCGCUAAUUUGGCCGCUUUUCUAGUGUUAGACCGACCGGAAACAGCCCUCACAGGCAUUAAUGACCCGAGACUUAGGAAUCCCAAUCAAAACUUUAAUUACUCGACAGUUAAAGACAGUUGGGUUGACAUGUAUUUCCGACGACAAGUGGAACUGACGAAUAUGUAUACAAGAAUGAGAUCCAUGUAUCAGAACGCAGAGGACGCCAUCGCUGCCAUCAAAUCAAACGAGUUGAACGCUUUUAUAUGGGAUUCGGCGCGUCUGGACUUCGAAGCGGCCAAAGACUGUGAGUUGAGUACAUCCGGCGAACUGUUCGGUCGUUCGGGUUAUGCCAUUGGACUGACAAAAGGGAGCAGUUUUUGGACUAAGAAAGUGACGCUCGCUUUGUUGGGAAUGCAUGAAAUCGGUUAUAUGGAAGAGUUGGACAACAAAUGGAUUUUUCUGGACGAACAGAUCUGCGAAGAGAGGAGUGAGAACUUUCCGGCCACUCUUGGCCUCAAGAAUAUGGCCGGAGUUUUCAUAUUAGUAGGCGUCGGCAUAUUCGCCGGCAUCGGACUCAUUAUCUUUGAAAUUCUCUACAAAAGGCAUUCAACGUCUAAACAAAGGCGCAUAGAAUUGACCCGAAAUGCGGUCGACAAGUGGAAGGAAGUGAUUGAGACCCGAAAAACACUGAUUGAAUCGUUAAACCAGAGCGCAAAGCAGCGACUCUUCCACAAACAGGGAUCGCAUCACAAACACAGAUAUAAUCAAAGUGUGAAACACGACGAGACUUACUUCGAGACACCGUUAGACACAACGCCCUAUACUGUGGAGAAGGGCCUCAACGCUAUUAAAGGCGAUUUAAGUGACAAAUCACAAGAACUUCGACCGAGACUUAAGCGCGAGUAUUCAUUCGGCAGUGAAUCUGAACUCAAUGUCACGCAAAUUGAUCUACAAUUUCAUAAAACUAAUACAAAGUCUUCGUUCAAAACUUCCAAAUCUGGGACUUCUAUUCCGAGCACUAAUUAUUUGAGUUUAGUCUAAAUGCUUGCCAUAAGGUUUCAAACAAUUUAACAAAUUUCUAUAUCUUAAGCAAUAAUUAUUGAUAAAUGAAACCAUUUUUUAAUUUUACUCAUCAGAGAACAGAACAG
Molecule: messenger RNA, 3104 nt
Organism: Medioppia subpectinata
Lineage: Eukaryota; Metazoa; Arthropoda; Arachnida; Sarcoptiformes; Oppiidae
Source: the annotation of a GenBank genome assembly